AGUUAGCCAACGAACGCGUUUCAUUAUGGACACGGAGGCGCAGAUGAAAAAAUCAGCAGCAGCUGGAUCGUCUGGUGGCCAAGAUGAAGUUGAUUUUACCAGCGGUUUUGAGACACAAUAUCAAAAGGAAUAUAGCAGUAUAAGGCCAAACAUUUAUAUCCCACCGCCGGAUAAGAAUUUUGCAUGGUAUCGCAAUUGCUCAACCAUUGGAAUGGUCCUAUUUCUGGCCACAACAUUUCUAAUUGGCAGCAUUUUACUUCUAAUACAAAUCACAAAUGCCAGUGCCUUGUUAAUAUUGAUUAUUAUCUGUGUCUAUGUGGCAAUUGCCGUAAUGAUGAUUUGGUUAGAAGUGCAGAGCAUUAAAGUGAGGUGAAACAAAGCGAAACGAAACGAAACGAAAUAUCGAUAAAGAAAUGUAAUAAGUGUCUAACUAAUUAGUUCAAUUAAGUAUUGUGUAAACAUAAUUGGAAAUCAAUGACAAAAUAAUCUGAAUUAUAAUCUGUAAACUCCACGUUUUAGGUAUAAGUUUUCAAUAAAAUGACGAAACAAAAUCCAUGUAUGUAAAUCGA
This is a messenger RNA of Drosophila willistoni, 569 nucleotides long. RefSeq lists its product as uncharacterized. The record is from RefSeq and is a predicted model, not a curated record. Bases 26 to 373 code for a protein of 115 amino acids. The transcript has a single exon. NCBI's taxonomy places the organism in Eukaryota, Metazoa, Arthropoda, Insecta, Diptera, Drosophilidae.